AUGUGGGAUGAUGAAUGUUAUCUGCAAUUUUUUUUGAUACUUGUUAGUGGAUGGGGAUGGGUUGUUCGAUUAGGAGAAGGGUCUUUUUCUGAUUUCUCUUUUUGGGAAAAUUUUAUAGCUGGGUUUAUGUUACUGCAAAUGGAAUAAUGCAGUCACAUUCACAGUUUCAGUUCUUGGAAAGAAGCUAUCUUUCCAGAUAGGAUAAAAAGAAAUGUGUAUUUUUGAAUAUUCAAAGGUUCAAUUUGUGUUAAAGAUGACAAAUUUAUUCACUAAUCAAACGACAGAAUCUAUGUGGAUUGAUGGAAUUCCAUUUCAAAAAGAUUGUUGAGGAUAGUGGAUUAGCUAGUAGCUAUGGGGCGUUUCACAUCCAUGUUUAGUGGGCUAACAAGAUCGUUUUCCACAACAAAGAAAGUGAAGAAUUCAGGGGAUCACGGUGGAAAAGAGACAUCAGAAACCAUGGUAAAAGAUGCAAAGAAGAAGGAUUUGAUCUUAAGAUCUUCUGGCUGCAUUAACGUCCAUAAUUUGGCCUCUGUUUGCUCCAGAAGAGGCGAAAAGGGGGUGAAUCAAGAUUGUUGCAUCGUAUGGGAGGAAUUUGGAGGGCAGGAGGAAAUGACGUUCUGUGGGAUUUUCGAUGGUCAUGGUUCAUGGGGACAUUACGUUGCAAAAAGAGUAUGUGAAUCGAUACCUUCAACAUUGCUAUGCAAUUGGCAAGAAGAGAUGAUGCAAGUCGAAGCUUCACUUGACUUACAACCUGUUAAAGUUAAAAAGCUCGACAGAUUCCAUGUGUGGAAGAAUUCUUUCAUAAGGACUUGUGCUUCUGUUGAUCACGAUGUACGAGAAUGCCGUAAAUUUGAUUCUUUUCAUAGUGGAACCACUGCUUUAGCCGUUGUUAAACAGGGUGAACUUCUAGUGAUAGCAAAUGUUGGGGAUUCACGUGCAGUACUGGCUACAACUAGCGAUGAUGGGUGCUUGGUACCAGUACCACUUACUGUUGAUUUCAAGCCAAAUCUACCUCAUGAGGCGGAGCGAAUAGUUGAAUGCAAAGGACGGGUUUUUUGUUUAGAAGAUGAGCCUGGUGUGCACCGGCUAUGGUUACCAAAUGAGGAGUCACCUGGUCUGGCUAUGUCAAGAGCCUUUGGUGACUAUUGUGUCAAAGAUUUUGGACUUGUAUCCGUGCCUCAAGUAACAGAAAGACGUAUAACUAGGAAAGACCAGUUUAUCGUGCUUGCUUCCGAUGGGGUGUGGGAUGUAGUUUCGAAUGAAGAAGCAGUGGAGAUCGUGUCGUCUACCGUCGACAAGGCUAAAUCGGCAAAACGACUGGUGGAGUUUGCGGGGCGAGCCUGGAAACGGAAGAGGAAAGGGUUUGCAAGCGAUGAUAUCUCGGCUAUUUGUCUCUUUUUUAAUAAUGGUUCACCUUCAUCUCAGCAAAUUCAUCCUCUAGCUAGUAGCGACUCUUAACCAUUAUCUUAUGUAAAUCUUAAUGAGAUAUGGUUGUUCUUAUGGUGAUUCAAAGCAUUUUAUCCAAUUUCCUACAAUUGCGAGUGGGU
Lactuca virosa is the source of this 1547-nucleotide messenger RNA. Lineage: Eukaryota; Viridiplantae; Streptophyta; Magnoliopsida; Asterales; Asteraceae. The record is from the annotation of a GenBank genome assembly.